AGUGCGCGUGAGAUAAGCCUCUAAACUUGUCAGAAAGUUGCACUUCCAACUCGAUUCUGUAUGGUUGGAUAUAUUAAACAUCAAUAAUAAUAGAAGCGAAGAUCAUAUUAAAUUAAAAGUGGUGGAGGAAUAGGUGCGAAGUGCUGUCAUACGCAGAUUUACUUUUCUACAGGUGUUCGCGACAGGAUUCGGUGUUCGGCGGUGCUGCGGUCUGGGUAUUCCCUAUGUGCAUGCGAUUCGUUCACUCACAGCUGUGACUGUUGAACAGAGUAGACACUACCUGUUCGAAUGGUAAUUACUUGUAAUUAGAAGUCACAGACACCGGUAUACCGGGCUCAGAUCGCCCAUAAUGGAUUCCUUCUGCUCCGAUCGUAGACUUUCGGAGCUCGAGGAGAGCGACCUUGGACAGUUUUUGGACAACGAUGACGUUUUUGAUUCCCCGGCUUCACUGCAAACUAUGGGUGGGCCAUAUGGACACAUGGAAGAUGAAGAAUGGUUGAACAGACUGUUUGAAGACCCAGUGUUAAAUGACAAGAUGAUUACAGAGGCUGCUGAACUUCCCCACAUCGCAAACGAGCACAGCUACUCCAUGUCCAAGAAUGAUACCCAAGAUGGAGAAUCUGCACUCAGAAAUGACUACAAAGAAAUGGACACUGAGUUGUUCCCUGCCCAGAGCUGCAAUCCACUGGACCUGACCAUGACCACGGUAACAGCACCAACAUCAGCAACAACAACAACCACAACAAUGCCAACAGAAAAACGACAAAUGAGCCUGAUAAAACAGGAGCGACUGGAAACGGAAAUGGCGACGAAGACCCUGACUGGCGGCAACGGACAGACCCACACAUGCUAUGUGAAACAACCCACAAUCAUACUGGCCACUACAACACAGCUGGUAGAACAACAGUUCAAGCAAGAGAAGCACACCAUUCCCAAAGUCAACAUUAAGGUUGAACCACCUGAUGCCAUGGACAUCGAAUCAACAAGUUAUGAUUCCAUCCACCUGCCACCGACCCCUCCAAGCAGUGCUUCUAGUGACAGUGAAGGUGGCCUGAGCCCACGCCGCUCUCCACCUUCCAGUCCACAGAGAAUGUUACAGCCGCGUUCACAAAUGCGGCAACCUAUGCCAUCACCAUUUAUUCAGAGCACUAUUCCUCAGUCUGGAGUUUUAAUAUUAACAGAAGAGGAAAAGAGGACAUUAAUAUCAGAAGGUUAUCCCAUACCUUCAAAACUGCCACUCACAAAGCAAGAGGAGAAAAAUCUUAAGAAAAUAAGAAGGAAAAUUAAAAACAAGAUAUCAGCACAAGAAAGUAGGCGGAAAAAGAAGGAAUACUUGGAGUGUUUAGAAAAAAGAGUUGAGCAAGUGAAUGUAGAAAAUAAUGAUCUGAGAAAGAAAGUUGACAGUUUGGAAAGCAGCAACAGGUCAUUACUUUCUCAGCUGCAGAAACUCCAGAAUAUCUGUAAUAAAGUAUGCCCAUCAUCACCCACCACACAAGCUGGUACUUGUCUAAUGGUGCUUGUAUUGUUCUUCUCUGUGUUCCUGGGGAAUAUGUCCCCCACCUCCCUGAACAUAGGCUAUUCCCCUAUAGCUGCCAUGCCCAAACCAGACUUCCACUUCCAUGACAGUGUGGUAGGGCCACAUCCCAAGGAUGCUUAUGCCACUCCAAACCAACGCUCCUCGCGUGUCUUGCUUUCGAUGCAAGAAGAACAUGAUGUGGAGUCUGCAGCACAUGAUCCAAACAGCCUCCUUGCCAGUAUUGCCAACAAGUUCUUCCAUGAGGUGACCCCUGAUGAACAUGACAACACCGCAGUGGUCUUCAAUGCUGUGUCACCACAGAGUAAUGACACUGCAGAUGAGGUCAAGGUUGUGGAUCAAGCCUCCAUGCACCCGGACAUUGCAGCAGACAUCAGAGUGAUGGACCAGAGUGUCAAUGCCACGGCCUGAUUGUUGAUGGUCAGUUUUAAUGGUGCAGUGGAAUUGGUCAGCAUUUACCAACUUAGCUGACUGACCAAGAACUGUUGGACCAAAGUGUAACAUGCUUUUUGAUAUAUAUAUAUAUAUGUAUACAUAUGUAGCUGUAACAGGCAGGCAUUUCUGUAAAGAGGUUUUGAGCAGUUGCGUGGUACGCACAUAUGAUACUACAUUCUGGUUUUGAUUGUGUUGGAGAACACAUAGACUUAGAAUGUAGUUUGUAUUAUAGUGACCCACAUGGGGAAGCACAGCAGUGUCCCAGAACUGCUUCCAAGGGCAUGGGAAAAAUAACAGGUGGUGGGAUAAGGGGGUGAGGGAUCUAACUCAUAAUGAUAUCCAUAUCAUAAAAUGUUUGUUGUUGAUGUCAUUUGCAUAACUACUCUAACAGGGUUAGUUAAGUAGACUGGUUUAUGUUAUUAUAAAACCUGAUAGUGUAGUUGACUUUUUUUAGAAAAAUAAUUACUACCUAAGGACAAAAUGGU
Messenger RNA from Lingula anatina, 2454 nucleotides. Its product is annotated as cyclic AMP-responsive element-binding protein 3-like protein 1. Gene Ontology annotation, biological process: regulation of transcription by RNA polymerase II. NCBI's taxonomy places the organism in Eukaryota, Metazoa, Brachiopoda, Lingulata, Lingulida, Lingulidae. Gene Ontology annotation, molecular function: cAMP response element binding; DNA-binding transcription factor activity, RNA polymerase II-specific. The record is from RefSeq and is a predicted model, not a curated record.